AUGCAGGACGGCUGCUUGCACAAAGGAGAUAUCAUUUCAGAUGUGCAAGAUUAUGAGCCAGCUGGAAGCCACCUUUCAGCUGAAGGGCUGAUAGGGGGAUUCCCCUGCCAAGGAGUGUGCAGGGCAGGAAAGAUGCUCGGUCUCGAUGACAGUCGCACUGGCCUGGUGCGGGAAAUAUACCGACUCAUUGACUCGCUCCCGUCUCUGUCCCUCAGUCUUUGUUGA
Messenger RNA from Cladocopium goreaui, 225 nucleotides. The record is from the annotation of a GenBank genome assembly. NCBI's taxonomy places the organism in Eukaryota, Dinophyceae, Suessiales, Symbiodiniaceae.